AGAGCCACAGAAAAGGGGAGAGAGCACCAACGGGCAUCACUCAUCAGUACUGGACUGCUAGUGGCCAGGGCAGACGAAACCAGCCAAGAUCGAUGGUGGCAGCAGCAGCAAGGAGAGCGGCGGCCUUGGCCUUGGCGUUGCUCGUCGCCGCCGCGGGGGUGGCCGUCGCCGACGACUUCUUCUCCCCUCUCAGCCCGCUCCUCGCCCCCGUGAUUGGGUCGCUGUGCAAGGCGGUGGCGUGCGGGAAGGGGAACUGCACGGCGACGACCGGGCUGCCGGGGUACAGGUGCGACUGCGACCCCGGCUGGAAGCAGAUGCACGUCGGCGAUAGCCUCAGGUUCCUCCCCUGCGUCAUCCCCAACUGUACCAUUGAUCGUGCAUGUUCUAACGACACGUCAGCGCCAGCACCGGCACCUUCACCCAGAAAUUUCUCCCUCUCGCCAGACCCUUGUGAAGUGGCUUACUGCGGUUCUGGGGGCACUUGCAAGAACGGCACAGGGCUCAGCUACCACUGCGAGUGCAAGCAGGGCUUCAGUAAUCUUCUGAACAUGACCACGAUGCCUUGUUUCCAAGAAUGCUCAAUCGGAGCAGAUUGUGCGGGCAUCGGGAUCCUUCCAUCAACAAACUCACAAACUCCACCACCACCACCCGGCUCCGCUAGUGCUUCUAACAACUGCCAUGCACCUGCUCCAGGAUGGGUUUCGCAGCAGAUUCUACUCCCUCUGCUUAUACUGGCCUCGCUGGCCAUGGGUCAGGCGACAUGAACGGGGAACAGAGCAUAGCACGGUAUCACUAGAGAGAGUUUUUUUCACGGACAGGGGUUAGAGUUGUUAGCCUGUUAGAGAUUACACGUUGGUGGUAUAUCAUGCUGCUGCAGUAUUAUUGCACUUGAUAAUUCUUCUGCUGUGUGUGUGUGUGUGUGUGUGUGUGUGUGUGUGUGAGAGAGAGAGAGAGAGAGAGAGAGAGAGAGAGCUGAUGAUUAGGUGCGAACACGGAAUAAACUGUCUCUGUGAAUAAUAAUAGAUUAAAUCGAUUGUUUUUGUUUUUUGAGAACCAGAUUAAAUCGAUUGUUUAUACCUGA
Messenger RNA from Brachypodium distachyon (stiff brome), 1081 nucleotides. RefSeq names its product protein crumbs homolog 1. The record is from RefSeq and is a predicted model, not a curated record. NCBI's taxonomy places the organism in Eukaryota, Viridiplantae, Streptophyta, Magnoliopsida, Poales, Poaceae. The coding region runs from base 93 to 764 and encodes 223 amino acids. The transcript has 6 exons.